AUGAGGCUCACGGACAUUUUACUCGCAUUGACUUUGGUGAUCACUAGCAGCAUGGCAGUAGUCCCACCUGGUAAAAAUGCUCAAACCCCUCAAUCAAGCCAGAGUCCUGAAUGUCAACCGGGACCAUCAAACGAAUGUCAGCCGAAAACCAAUAGUCCAAAAAGAAAAUACAUAAUUCUUAGACAAAUCAGGAUCAAAUAUAAAGAUCUAAAGAAAAAGGUGAAAGAUGCCAAGGAGAACAUGAAUAUAUGGUGCAGUGACUAUCGUAAACUCAAAAAUGAACUCAAGUCGCAUCAAACCAGUGGAAGAUCAGGUUUGGGGUCGGGAUUGGCCAAACUUGUGCCAAAAUCUGUUAAACAGAAACAUGGCAAAGCUCCAGAUGAAGUAACAGAUGUCGAACUUGAACUUUUAGACAGGUGUCUAGAAGCAAAGGGCAUAUACAAAGAAUUUUUACAAAUGCUUAAAGAGUUCAAGGAGACUCAUGGCACUGGAUUCACGGCAAAGGCAGCAGGAGUUUUCCGGCGUUUUAAAAAAUAG
Messenger RNA from Batrachochytrium dendrobatidis JAM81, 537 nucleotides. RefSeq lists its product as uncharacterized. The record is from RefSeq and is a predicted model, not a curated record. The coding region runs from base 1 to 537 and encodes 178 amino acids. Lineage: Eukaryota; Fungi; Chytridiomycota; Chytridiomycetes; Rhizophydiales. The transcript has a single exon.